Penicillium angulare is the source of this 216-nucleotide messenger RNA. RefSeq lists its product as uncharacterized. The record is from RefSeq and is a predicted model, not a curated record. NCBI's taxonomy places the organism in Eukaryota, Fungi, Ascomycota, Eurotiomycetes, Eurotiales, Aspergillaceae. The coding region runs from base 1 to 216 and encodes 71 amino acids. The transcript has a single exon.
AUGCAUCCGCCCCCGAACACCACCCACGUUGGACCAAUCAGUCAGAAACUGGAGUCACAGUUUGCCCAGGGUCUGCAGGCCCGUGCCACCAACGAAAGCCGGGAAGAAGGAUCCACUCGUUCUGUUUUCGAGAACGGUGUCGAAUGCUCUGGUUGGCCACAAGACCCCUCCUGCAUCGCCUCACUUUUCGUUGGUGGUCGGUGCUUCUUGGUUUAG